AUGGGCUUUACUCCGCAACAGCCCAUCAAUGUCAAGCCCACUAACAUACAUGUCCAGUCCAACACAUCAGUUCAGUCCAACAGGGAAAAACCUGUUUCUCCUCAGUCUUCUCCAACCUUCCAACGACUACUUCCACCUGCACAAACAGACGAAACCGGAGCAGUCAACAAAGGAAAAGCAAAGCCAUUAGCAUUCAUACCAGUUCCUGCAAUCGAUGGUCAGAUUGGCUACAUUUCAAAUCCUAACUUUCUGGCGUGGCAUCGAGUAGAUGAGGUGGUUCGAGCUUGGCUUCUUGGGUCUCUCUCAGAAGAUAUACUUCGAGAUGUCGUUGACACCACCACUGCACAAGAACUCUGGUCAGCCCUUGCUCAGCACUUUAACAAGGUAUCAGCUUCUCGUCUUUUUGAACUACAACACAAGCUUCAAACUGUCAAAAAGUUAGACAAGUCAAUGGAUGAAUAUCUUAGAGAAAUCAAGAGGGUUUGUGAGCAACUUGCCUCUAUAGGUAGUCCUGUUAGCGAACAAAUGAAGAUCUUUGCUACUCUUAAAGGUUUAGGCAGAGAAUAUAAGCCUAUAAAAACCUCGGUAGAAGGAUCUAUGGACACCCAUCCCUCUCUGACUUUGGAUGCUGUGACUUCAAGGCUCACAAGUUACUCGUACCGCUUAGCAAGUUACAACACCGGUUCUGAGGUUUCUCCACACAUGGCAUUUAACACUUAUGGUCCUGCUGCUUCCGGCUACCAGUUUGACAGUCUUCCUCAAGCGCUGGCUACUCUUAAGAUUACCGAUGUUACAGAUCAGAAUGGAAAUGAAUGGGUAUCUGACACUGGUGCAACAUCUCAUGUGACCAGCUCACUUCAUCACCUGCAUCAAUCACAAAUGUAUGAGGGCAAUGACGCAAUAAUUAUGGGGGAUGGGAGUUUUCUACCAAUAACACACACGGGUUCAACAAGUCUUCCUUCAACCUCUGGUAACUUACCUCUUAACGAUGUUCUUGUUUGUCCUGGCAUUGCAAAAUCCUUGUUAUCCGUUCAAAGCUCACAACCGACUAUCCUUGUGGUUUUCAAUUUGAUUGUGAUGAUGUGCGAAUUUAUGAUAAGGCAACAAGGGGUUGUUGACAAAGGGAAGGCACAAUAA
Molecule: messenger RNA, 1137 nt
Organism: Camelina sativa (false flax)
Lineage: Eukaryota; Viridiplantae; Streptophyta; Magnoliopsida; Brassicales; Brassicaceae
Source: RefSeq, a predicted model, not a curated record